Hibiscus syriacus is the source of this 1145-nucleotide messenger RNA. Its product is annotated as G-type lectin S-receptor-like serine/threonine-protein kinase SD2-5. Lineage: Eukaryota; Viridiplantae; Streptophyta; Magnoliopsida; Malvales; Malvaceae. Gene Ontology annotation, biological process: protein phosphorylation. Gene Ontology annotation, molecular function: protein kinase activity; ATP binding. The transcript has 2 exons. Bases 110 to 1093 code for a protein of 327 amino acids. The record is from RefSeq and is a predicted model, not a curated record.
UGUGGCCUCAACCCUGGGAGCUAUCAUUGCUGUGUUCCUUAUAUGCGGCUUAUUUUUUCUACGAGCUGAACAAGGGUUUGAACAAGUUGAGGAGUAUGGUCUAGACAACAUGUUCGGAACGCCGACAAGAUUCUCAUACGAAGAGUUGAAGAAAAUCACCAAGAAUUUUAGCAACAAGCUCGGCGAAGGUGGAUUUGGAUCUGUUUUUCAUGGAAUCUUACCUUCGGGUUCUGAGGUUGCAGUGAAGCACCUUGUUGGCCUCGGUCCAGUUAACAAAUCCUUCAUAGCUGAAGUUCAGACAAUUGGAAGCAUUCACCAUUGCAAUUUGGUUACUUUGGUUGGAUUUUGUGCUGAAAAACUCACCAGGCUUUUAGUUUACGAGUACAUGGCCAAGGGAUCGCUGGAUCGUUGGAUCUUCAACAAAAACCGGGAAACUUCUCUCGGAUGGCAAAUCAGAAAGAAGAUCAUUUUAGAUAUAGCAAGAGGACUAGCCUAUCUUCAUGAAGGUUGCAACCAGAAGAUAAUUCACUUAGACAUCAAACCUCAAAAUAUCCUCUUAGAUGAGAAUUUCAAUGCCAAAGUUUCAGAUUUUGGGUUAUCAAAGAUACUUGGAAAAGAGCAGAGUCGAGUCAUUACGACUAUGAGGGGAACCCCUGGCUACAUGGCUCCUGAAUGGUUAAGCUCAGUCAUAAACGAGAAAGUAGAUGUCUACAGCUUUGGGAUUGUGGUCUUAGAAAUUCUGUGCGGGCGACCAAAUCUGGAUGGAUCUCAACAGGAAGAAGAAGAUCGGCAUUUGCUGGGACAUUUUAGGACAAAGCAAGAAGAAGGGAAACUCAUGGAUUUAGUCGAUAAGUGCAGCGAUGAUAUGCAGUCGAAUUCGGCUGAAGUUGUGGAGAUGAUGAAGGUUGCUGCAUGGUGCUUGCAGGCUGAAUAUGCAAGGAGACCUCCCAUGUCUAAUCUGGUGAAGUUUUUUGAGGGAUCAGUUGAUGUAGAAGGUAACAUGAAUGAAGAAUUUCUAAAUGGAUUAACACCAGAAGCAAUGGAGGCAUAUUCUUCAACCAUUUUACCCUCUCUAUUAUCUGGGCCAAGGUGACGAUCAUGGACUUCACGCAGAUGGGGACAUGGGGUGCAACUUGUAUGCUAUA